Punica granatum (pomegranate) is the source of this 870-nucleotide messenger RNA. The record is from RefSeq and is a predicted model, not a curated record. Lineage: Eukaryota; Viridiplantae; Streptophyta; Magnoliopsida; Myrtales; Lythraceae.
UAUAAAAUAGCCUGGCCUGCUUCUCCCCGUGUCUACAACGCGAGUUAGAGCGAGAUUUAUUGCACUAAUCAUCGGUAUAAAACGUGCUUAAAAAAUCAUCGACGAUGUUCUCACCACUAAUGGCACAGUGGGGCAGCCUCAUCGAUCCCUUCCGAGGGUUCUCCCUCGAGGAGGACAGCUCUGAAGCCCGGAUGGAUUGGAGGGAGACGCCGGAUGCCCACGUGUUCGACGUGGACCUCCCGGGCCUCUCGAAGGAGGAGGUGAAACUCCAGCUGGUCCCCGAAGGAAGAGUCCUCCAGAUAACUGCGGAGAGGAAGGAGGAAGAAGAGGAAGGCAAAGGCGACAGGUGGCAUUGCAGGGAGAGGACGGAGCGUGGCGGCUACUUCAGGCAGUUCCGGCUGCCGGAUGAUGCGAAGGUGCACGAGAUAAAGGCGUCGAUGCAGGACGGCGUGCUGACCGUGGUCGUGCCCAAGGACAAGGAGGCGCAGCGCGGGAAGAAGAGUGACAAGGGACACAAGAAGGCCAUUGAAAUUUCCGGGGACGACGGUGGCCAUGCCAAGGAUCAUAAGCGCCUGAUUGGUCGCUUUGUUUGCUGCAAGGCUUGAAGAAGACUAUAUAUGAUUGAUGAUUUUCUCUGGUUCUUAAUCUUAAUUUUUGUAAAUUGUAAUAUAUGCUACUGUGAGCAUUUUGAGUGUACAUCCGAUAGGUGUGCACCGUUAUACGUGAUCGAGUGUGUAUGGCUUGGAUCAUAUACCUUUGUUCAUCGACGUUGUUUGAUAUCUGUAAACAUUUCAAAAAUUGAUUGAUCAUGUAUACCUGAAGUGUGUGUUCAGAACUUGUAAAUAUAUCUCUACCCCGGUUGAUGGCCUC